Triplophysa dalaica is the source of this 7465-nucleotide messenger RNA. RefSeq names its product BTB and CNC homology 1, basic leucine zipper transcription factor 2b (gene bach2b). The record is from RefSeq and is a predicted model, not a curated record. Lineage: Eukaryota; Metazoa; Chordata; Actinopteri; Cypriniformes; Nemacheilidae. Gene Ontology annotation, biological process: regulation of transcription by RNA polymerase II. Bases 241 to 2637 code for a protein of 798 amino acids. The transcript is spliced from 5 exons. Gene Ontology annotation, molecular function: RNA polymerase II cis-regulatory region sequence-specific DNA binding; DNA-binding transcription factor activity, RNA polymerase II-specific; protein binding.
CGGAGCAGCACGCUGCACAGAUCACCACACACAAACACACAUCUGCCGAAGAAAAACAACUGUUUAAGCACCACAAACUUCUUCUUUUCUCUCGUUUAGAAAGAAAUCUUUAAAAAACGGGAUCUCUCUGCAGCCCGGGGGCUUUAGGAGUCUGCAAGGAAGUCAUCAUGUGAAAAAUUUGGUAAACGGACAAAAGGGCUGGAUUACAAGGAAAACUCAAGUCUGAAGGGUGUGAGCGGUAUGUCCGUGGAUGAGAAGACUGAAGCUCCCAUGUACGUGUAUGAGUCGACGGUGCACUGUACCAACAUCCUGCUGGGUCUGAAUGAGCAGCGGAAGCAGGGCCUGCUCUGUGAUGUCACCGUGCUGGUGGAGGGGAAGGAGUUCCGCGCGCACAGGGCUGUUUUAGCCGCCUGCAGCGAGUACUUCCUACAGGGGUUCGCCACCCAAAAUGAGAUGGUUCUCAGCAUGCCAGAGGAGGUCAGUGCCCGGGGAUUCGCUCCAUUGUUGCAGUUUGCCUAUACGGCUAAGCUUCUGCUCAGCAGAGAAAACAUCCAGGAGGUCAUCCGCUGUGCCGAAUUCCUGCGCAUGCACAACCUGGAGGACUCCUGCUUUCGAUUCCUGGAGGCUCAGCUGCGCAGCGAGGAGGACGGCCUGGUGGCUUGUCACAAGGAGGGGCCCGCGAGCAAUCACCUGGAGGAUGAGAGCAUGCAACCCGAGGCGCUGACGACAGCAACCACAGCAACGACUGCGGUGACGCUGCCGGGUUCUCCACCCUCUCGCCGUUGCACUGAGACCUUAAACUCCUUGCGGCGACCAGACAACGAUCGGCUUGCAGCGGCGGAGGACUUCACUGAUGGGCAUAUGGACUUUGAGCGACAUGGCAACUCAGACCUGCCACGAUGCCCUAAGUACAGGAAAUACCAGUGGGCAUGCAACAAGCACAACAACGACGCCUCCUCACACACCAGUACCUCAGGUUACCCAAGCACAUUCAAAGACAAGAGCAUGCCGGCCGUAGUGCAAAUCAAGCAAGAGCCACGCAGUGAGGAAGAGUCUAUCUCGCUUUGCCUUUCAGAGGAGGAGCACGACGGAAGGGAAAGGGACAGCGUGUCUGAGAUGGAGCUGGAUGGUUCCGGCACAAUGGACCAACUGAAAGGCAGCAGCAAGUCACCCACUUGCCUUCAAACUCACUAUAAGACGGACCUGACUGGCACACCUCAGCAGCUAUUUGCUAUCACACCCGUCAGUGCCCAGGAUAAGGGAACCACUCAGGGAGACCACAAAAAAGACUACAGGCCUUCGCUUAGUAGUGAGCUUGGCAUGCCUGUGGCAUUCCCCAAAGACGCCGAUGGUUUCUCGCCAGGGCUCUCGCUGAAGUCAGCGUCCUUUGAUGGCAUGUGCAAGCAAGAGGCAGAGCUGGAUCGCCGCAGUGUCAUCUUUUCCUCAGGGGCCUGUGACCGACUGGGCACACCCACCCACUCUCAACCCAGCGGGAACUCAUUGGAGAAGGAGCUUGCAGAACACAUGCCAAAGGGAUUGUGGGCUGGUGCCAGCCAGUCCCUCCCCAGCUCCCAGACGUACCCCUCCAGCACCACAGCCAGCGAACCGCCCCUGCUCGGCCACCAAAGGCCCAAUACCAGCUGUCCAGUGCCAAUAAAGGUAUGCCCGCGAUCACCCCCCUCAGAAACCCGCACCCGAACCUCAAGUUCCUGUUCGUCAUACUCCUAUGCUGAGGAUGGCAGCGGCGGAUCCCCCUGCAGCCUGCCACAGUUUGAAUUCUCAUCCUCGCCGUGCCCCAAUGUGACACGGUGUCUACCCGGCGAACCACAGGACACAGGCGGCGGAACGGAGACGAUAUUCGCACGGGUCCGGCCCAAGAUAAAGUGUGAGCAGUCGUACGGAACCAAUUCCAGUGAUGAAUCGGGGUCCUUUUCUGAGGGAGACAGCGAAUCCUGUCAUGCUCGGGAGCAAGCCCCUGAGGUCAAGCUUCCUUUCCCCGUCGAUCAAAUAACGAAUCUUCCACGCAACGAUUUCCAAAUGAUGGUGAAAAUGCACAAGCUGUCCUCCGAGCAGCUGGAGUUCAUCCACGAUGUGCGCAGGCGCAGCAAGAACCGCAUCGCGGCACAGCGCUGUCGCAAGAGAAAGCUUGAUUGUAUCCUCAACCUAGAGUGUGAAAUUCGCAAACUGGUGUGCGAGAAGGAUAAGCUCUUGACGGAGCGUAACCAGCUAAAGGCGUGUAUGGGAGAGUUAUGGGAGAAUUUCUCGUGUCUGUCAGAGGAGGUGUGUCGAGACGUGCAGCUGAGCCCAGAACAGGUCCAUCACUACUGCCCCAUUCUGCGUCCAGGCAACCCCGCCUCGGUCAACCCCGGCAGCCAGGCCCCGCCCACCAGCAGCAUCGACCUCACCGUUUGCUCCACUCCUGAACCGAGCUUCCUCAAAUCAGCACGCGUGAAAGACGGACAACCGAGAUCGGCCAAGUGGAAGACCGGAAACAGGCCGAAAAACGUAGUCAACGAUAGGGAGAAGCAAGAGGCGGGGCUCUCCCUGGAACAAUCCAAUCAGACGGUGACAGUAGACUUCUGUCAGGAAAUGACAGAAAAGUGUACAACCGACGAACAGCCCAGAAUGGACUGUUAAUGACGGUGGUUUAUGUGUUUAUUUGUUCGUUUAGUUAUGUUUUUUUUAUUAUUUAAUUUAGAUGUCUUCUGACAAACCCUCGAAACUCGAGGGCUGUGGAGUUGGCCAGCCUCUGCCAGUGUUUUUUUUAUUUUUAUUUUUUAUAUUUAUGUCUUUUUAUUGUCUUUUUUUUUAAACGAAGGUUGACACUACAGUUGUCUUAACAGCAGCAAUACUGUUCUCCAGGUUCUCCCUCAUUCAGCCAUGGCAGAGUGUCUGAGACCUUCUCACAGAACUUCAAGAUGGUGCUACACCUUUCCAUGACAGUGGAACACUGUCUGUUUCCUAUAACUGUCCAUUCGAAUGGGAUGGGCCCUGACCACAUCUCAAAUUCAGACCUCUAUGGACCUAGCAGCAGCAUUUUGCUUGCUCUAUCUCUCUCUCUCUCUCUCUCUCUGUUACUCUCUCUGUGUCUCUCUCUGUGUCUCUCUCUGUGUCUUUCUCUUUGCUCUCUCUCGAUGUCUCUCUCUCUUUCUCUUUUCUGCCCCACCUCACCUUUCCCUCCACUGUUCCUCUACCUCUCAACCCUUCUCUCUUUCUCUCUAUUUGUGGCCCUCGCCACAGUCAACUCAAACUCAGGAAAUAUUCUGAAUGUUCAGUAUAACUCAUGAAAAAAUAAUACAGAUUCUUUUUUCUACCGCAGCUAGACUGUAUGUCCAUAUGCAAAAAUGUCUUCUGCAUCAUACAUUUGUAGUGUCCGUAUACCGCACACUUAACUUGUACACAUGGUGGUAUCUCGAAACAUUCCUACUUUGCCUUCCACAGCACUGAAAGAAAGUACGCCGGACUGAGGGACGAGUAAAGAAUGAUUCAAAGCGUUGCGUCGGCCACCUUUUGCAUCAGCAAUACUGUACUAUUUGGAUGUUUUUGAGGAUGAUGUACUAAAGUGCUUGUUUGGCAGAAAGCAUAUUGUAAAUACUAUGGAGCAUGGAGAUGGUCUCGGUAAUAUUGUACAGGUAGAAAUUUAGAUGUUUUUUGUUUGUUUGUUCUCUGGGGUUUGAUCAAGCACCUUUUGUCACGAAGGGGAAAUCUUUGCUGUUUCCUGUCUGAAACGAAUUCCCCAUGACAAUGGGUGCGCUUAAACUCAGGAAACUAGCAUCCCAUGCAUCCACACGCAUGCACGCACACACAUGCCAACACAUAGAAGCGUUCUCGUACAACCCCCCGCCCCACCAAGUGUGGCGCAGAGCCCCUUGCAUGUCAUAUGGAUGCAAAUGGCGUGGAUUGUUUCGUGUGCGUAGUUACCUCACUUCCCCCGGUGAGCUAUUCUCAUAUAAAUGUGAAAGAGUCCCGGCUUGUUGCGCUUUCUGAGGAAACAAUUUCUUAGCAGUAUUUACAAAUGCAGUUUACGGGCUGGUGCGCUCACAGACGCCUCUCUGAACAGUUUCAGUGUUAUUUAAAAACCAAACAUCAUCACAAACCGACACCCUUUCAGUUUUGGGCCACGUACCGUGAUUUUCUGAGGUAAACCACUCUGACAGGAAGAGGAAGUGAUGAUGUGUUCAGUGAAAGGAAGUCACUUUGGCUCCCUUUGCUCUUUUUCUCAGCACUCUUUGACCGUUUAGCACUUCCAAAAGGGUCAGUUUGUGUUUCAGUACCCCUAAAAGUCUGAAAUCGGAGCACUUAACUCAGACACUUAAAAGUGUCCCUCCAGACAGAAUAUUUAAUACAUUUUUGUGGUAUUAACAGCAUCUUAUAAAGAUUUUUUUCUGAAAUUUCACAGGUUAAUUGAAAACCAUUCAAUAUUGAAGUAGGAGAGAGUCUUUAAAGUCACCAUGAAAUCAAACCGUGUGUUUUACACAGCUUUGCAGUGAUUUUUCUAAAUGAUUUAUCUGUGCACCAUAAUUUUUUUAUUCAUUUGCACUUGUAUGCUUUGAUCAAAAACAUUAAGCUCUUCUCCCCCUCUGAACAACAACUCUUCCCAAAACAUGUUAGCAACAAAAAAAGAGUAAGGACUAUACUGACUGUCCAAUGGCCAGGCAUUUUAAGCCCUCCCCUCCAGGCCCAACUUACAAAAUACCAGUCAAAAAGGAAAGGCCAAAAUAAAGCCCCACCCUAAGGUUUUUCUAAUUUCAGAAGCCGUCUCACUCGGAUAUACGUCACAAUACGCAAAAGAAGUCAAUCGCAACUUCUGUUUCAUGGUGACUUUAAAUCAUAUAUUUACGGAAGACACUAAAAUGCGAUCGGUGUAAAAAAAAUCUGAUCUGAAAAUUGGAUGGAAUGAACCCAUUCUUUAAAGUUGUCCUGUAUUUCCCCUUAUUGUACAUUUGUUAGAUGAGUAUACUAAUCGGAUUGCAUGCUGCCUGUAUAUUUUAUAUAGUUUGUUUAGAAAUGAUUUGUUUCGAAAUAUAGUCCUUGAGGAAAAAUGGUUUAAAUCCCACAAUAAAUGUUCACUGUGGUUUUAGUAAGCGAAAAUGGAAUUUCCACAAACUAACGCCACACAAGUUAGGAGCUGAAUUAUUUUUCAUUCGAACCAACUUUGACCCCUAAAGUUACAUGUGUGUGUGCUUGAGCCUGAUUUGAGAGAUGCGUUUAAAGUUCUCAGACAUACAUACAUUAUGCAAGGCACAAUACGCACACACACACACACACACACACACAAACAUAAACACACCAUACUCCUAGGGAUGUAGAAUCUAGAGAUGUUGUGAUGGAUAGUCGUGCUGUUGUUUUCAUUGUAGAUCUGUUCUUUCUCUCUCUUUCUCUCUCUUUUGUUGAAAUUUACACAGUAUUUGCCAUUUCUAAAUUGUAAUCAGGUACAAGACUAGAACUAAAGAUUUAUGGGUCCAAGUGGACAUUUGUGCAGACAUAUGCAAAUCAUCCCUAUAAUGUUUAUAUUAUUAUUAUUUCAUAUUGUAUACAUACAAAUAUUUGUGGAAACGUGGAAAGCAUGAACUUCCUCUUGAAAAGCACACUGUUGUUCACUUGAGAAUCUAUGUCCACCUUCUAAAAUGUAUUUCUGGAUAAAAGGUCCCACCUUCAUCAAAGCUACAACAACAAGCAUCCAGUAUCUUCCUGAGAUUCUCCAAAAAAAUCUGAGUUUGGUGUUUAAAGCUACUUGCGUUCCUCAGAUAACAAUGGAUUUGUGGCGUUGUAUGUGAUAAGGCUGAUUCCUCAUGCUUGCACACUUGGCCUUAAGAGCUUGGCGUUCAGGCUGACAUUUGGAUGCAGAUGUGGACGGUGGAUUUGUUGGUAUUCUGACCUCUGUUAGCCUCUGCCUCUAAAAGCUGCAUGAUGUUUGCCUCCACAGUGGCUUCAAGGGUUCAACCCGGUCACCCGGAAAGCCUCACAGGUUAAAUAAGCUUAUUAGCUCUCCUCUCGACAACACUCCUGCUAGUUUUGGUUGUUUUACAGAGGUUUUAUUUUAGUAUCAGACUCGCGGUUGCUCUUGUAUCUUGUCUCAGGGUGCGUGCCAACAUUUUUUGUAAUAACUUGCUUUUCAGAUCUGUUGAAUCAUUUCAUUUUUUUUGUGUCUUGCAUUUUUGUGUCAUUCUGUACUUUAAGCUUGUUGUUGAGCAUAUUCAUUUUUAUAGUUUCUAAGCUAAUAAUAAUUGAUGAGGACGAAUAAGUAGAUUUGCACAAUUGUUUUGGAUAAAAACCCAACAAGGGCUAUCGAAUAUCUCCAAAAAUAUCCAGCAGUUGAUUUUUGGUUGUGAUUUGGCUGCUCUCUUAAGCUCUCAAUCUGCAGUUUGCAGUCAGCUAAAAGCAAACACAUAUUAGAAGUAUAUUUUAAGCUGCAGAAAUGUUGUUUAGUAUUGAGUGUCGAUACUGUAACAGUAAACACCCUAAAAAUGUAACAUUGUUUUGUUUGUUUUCGUUCGUUUGUGCUGCUUUUCUGAAACAUUAACACUGGCGUUCCAAAGGUUGCUCUUUUGACAAGGACAAAAAAACUUGCCUUUCUCACAAUUUGCUUAACUUUAUAAAACAUUUGGUAUUCCGAUUACACAGGCUCAUCAAAACAGAGAAUCGAAAAGGCAAAAUGUUUACAAAAAUAGUGUCGAGUUUUUAUAAGAAUUUUGCCAUGUACAUAGAAAUUGUGAGGAUAAUAUGAAUGGCUAGGUUUAGUAUUGUCCGUUUGUUUUGUACGUUUUUAAAAGACAAAAACGUCAGUUUGAUAACUAUGCUCCUUUCCUCGAGUUGUCUUUUCACCUGACGGCGAUGUUCCAGUGUACCACAAAUACAAAGUGCACCUCCGACUUUGCCUUAGAACUGACAGAGGCCAUAAUUCACAUUCAAGUGAAGUGUGUAUGCAGGGGCAGUGAGCCCCCAUAUUUCGGCUAGCAGAGCUCUCUCUCUCUUUCUCUCUCACUUAUCUACCUGUGAAAUCCUUCAUACCUCUCAUAACUGGUCAAUGACUGUAUCAGCAAACUGCAUCAGGUGUUUUUUCUACAUGCUUUUUACACAGAUUAUAUGGAUUAUUGUAUUGGUAGAUUUUGGUGCAUCAUUUUUAAUGGAAUAGCUCUUUGGCUUGUAGUCACAGAAGUUGUUUUUCUCUAUCUUUCUCUUAUUCUGACUCUUUUCUCAGUUUUUUUUUCUAGAAGACUGUUUUGUGUUAAUAUUGUCGAUUUGAGGUAGCUGUUUCUUUGCUCAUUCUGUACUAAGAGUUUUUACAUUUUUUUCAUUUUGAAAUGCUACAUGACCCUAAUGAAUUUAAUGACUUAAAAACCAUUGUACAUACGGUAUUGUGCAGAACUCAUUUUCAUGCAUUUCAAUUGGCUAGUGUUAUAUAAAUGACAGAUUUUGUCUAGACACCAUUUCUGUUUAUGAAAUAAAGAAACAUAUCAUGUAC